Molecule: messenger RNA, 705 nt
Organism: Eruca vesicaria subsp. sativa (arugula)
Lineage: Eukaryota; Viridiplantae; Streptophyta; Magnoliopsida; Brassicales; Brassicaceae
Source: the annotation of a GenBank genome assembly
AUGGACAACGUGAACUUGACUUCUCUCCCUCCUUCAAUGCUUCAUAAGAUUCUCUCUAAAGUAUUAAUGACCGGUAUCCGGGACUUUGGUUGUGCAAGGAUUGCUUUUCCGGGGUUCAAUGAAGUGGGAAGAGAUGAUCACUUCUAUAGAUCGGCUGAUCUCAUUUUCUUCAAUGACUGGGCAAACGAGGUCAAUGCUAUUCGAGCUUUCAAGGUUAAAUGCUACCGUUUGGGUAAUCCUGAGGCAAUCUAUCUGAGAGGUAUGUACGAGUACUUCUUCCUCCAUUUACUUGAUGAAGGAAGGGAAAAAAUACAUCGUGCUGCUGAGAGAGGGUGCGUGUUGGCACAAUUUGUAGAUGCUAUGAUGAACUUAGCAUUUAGCGUUGAUGGUAGAGGAAUUGUUCACAACUACCCUGCUUUUACUCAUCAACAUGUUGACGAGAUGUUUCAAAUCAUCACUGGUUGGAAAAUCGGACACAACUGGGAUUACGAAAAACCUCCCACGUUUAUAUCUGUGGCUGAAAGGAUAGAUCCUAAUGUGCCACAUUCUUGCUGGUGCUCCAACCUAGACCCUCCAAUGUUUAUAGUCUCCCUAGAUGGAUCAAGAUUGCGGUGGAAAUGCGAUCGUUGUUUCUGGAAUUGUGCAGCUUGGGAGUUCUGCUAUGCCAUACACUUAACUGCUCGUGCCUGGCCCAUUGAAGAUUAG